GCCUCAUAACAACAGAAAACACGCAAACAUCAUUACAUAAAAUCACAUCUAACAUAAUCUCAGCGAAUAAGAAGCGUAUCCAUCAUCUGAUGACAUCUGACACUGAUGCAUCAUCGGACUUCAGAAACUGAAAGUAAAGCAGAAGGAAAAAAAUCAGGCGUGUGUUUGAUUCUGACUGAUUUUCGUCUGUUUAUUAUUUAUAUUUGACUCUAUCGUUGUGUCUAAUGGAUCAAAUUCUCCUGAACUAAUUUAUGUGGACGAGUCUUUGUCUCCGGCAUGUCGUCGAUUAUUAUUAUCACUUUACUGGUGAAUCUCCUCAUAGAGGCUUCAGAGUCGUUCACUGUAGUGGUUCCUGCUGAUCCUGUAGUGGCUCAUGUGGGAUCCUCAGUGAUUCUGUCCUGCUGGAUCUCUCCUCCUGAGAAUGCUGAAGCUCUGGAGAUCCGCUGGUACCGUCACGACUUCAACAACCCUGUUCUGCUCUAUAAUCACGGGAAGAUCCAGGACGUCCAGGAGUGUUUCAGGAACCGAACCUCUUUGACUCUGCGGUCAGAUCAGUCUGGUGGACUGAAGGAUGGAGACGUCUCUCUACGGCUGGAGAAACUCACAUUUCAGGAUGAAGGUCCAUUUCACUGUUAUGCGAGUGGAGACACAGUAUAUGACAGCAAAGUGGUAGAUCUCAAAAUCACUGUUAGUUUUUUCUCAGAUCCAUCAGGUCCAUGGAAGGCUCUUUUCUUCAGCGUUCUCAUCUGUGCUCUUCUGGGUUUGGUUGGGUUGAUCCUCUACAAAUACAGACACAAACUAACAGGAAAGAAACCUGCUGAUGAAAUUUGUGAAGAGGAAGUGUUGGAGAAACUGGCAAAAGAAGAUUGUGAGGAAACUAUGGCGAAAUUGGCAAAAGAAGGAGACAUAAAUAUAGACGAACUGAGGAAACAUGCAGUUGAGAUCAGUAUUGACAGCGAGCGUUUACAUCCAGACCUGAUUCUCACUAAAGACUAUAAAAUCGUGAGAGACGGUCCAGGUUAUAAUCACACUGGAGAUGAAUUUCCAUAUGAAUUAUGUGCAUUUGGAGCCCAAAGAUUCACUUCUGGUCGUCACUAUUGGGAGGUGGAUCUGACACGAGACAAUACACCUACUAAACACUACUGGUUAAUCGGUGUGGUGAAACAAGGAAAUUGUCGUGUAAAAAACAGAUCUGCUGUAACUGCAUCAGCUGGUUUCUGGUUCUUGUGUUCAGACGGUCCUAAUGGCUUUCACACCAACACUGAUCCACCAGUUAAACUCUCACUGACCCCGAGACCUGAGCGACUGGGAGUUCUGUUAGAUUAUGAUGACGGUCAGCUGUCAUUUUACAACGUUACAGAGAGAAAACAUCUCCUGACCAUCAGCAGCAGAUUCUCUGGAUCAGUCGUUCCUCUGUUCAAUCCUGGAGUGGGUGAUGAGAGUCCACUUAAAAUCCUGGAUUGUCCAGAACCUGUAGAAUCAGCUGCAGACUACAGUCAGCCUUUACUGAGUAACAGCUCAGACUGACCAAUGCAGUGUGUUUAAAAUGGACACAAAUAAGUAUGUAUUUGCACAACAACACUAAUCUUCAGCCAAUGUCAAGAUCAGGGGUUUGAUUCCCAGUCUGCUUUCAUGAUGUGUUUCUGGUAUUUGGUCAAAGUGCUCAAGUGGUCGUAAAGACUUAAAGUGUGUGUAGAACAGGGAUGGACAACUCGGUAUUACAGAUGGGUGUGUUUGCUUUGGGAUGGAGCUCAACUCUGCAAACUUUUAAAAUGAAGCUUCCAAAAUUGUGUUUUCACUGUGAUGUCACAGAAGAACCAUUAUCAGUUCCCCAAAGAACAUUUCAGUUCAAAUUUAAGAACAUUUUAAAAUUCUAAUGAACUUUUUUCCACUAUAAAGAAUGCUUUUGCUGAAUGGGAAGUUUGCAUGGAUGAUUUAAAGUUCUUCAUGGAACCAUUGAUGCCAAUAAUAAAAAAUAAAAAAAGCUUUCUUUUUAAGAGUGCAGGACUGUUGUUGUCCAUCCCUGCUUUAACCUUUGAUCACCUGAUGUUAUAACGUUGUAAAAAUGCAAGUCGUUUUUUUUUUUUUUACUGCGAUGUUACACAUUUAGAGAAAGAGUCGAAGAAGUCUGAAAAACUUGGAGGGAAUGAGACAAAAGACUGCCAUGAGAUUGACAGCUGGUGGGUUUCUGAUCCCAGCCAAUGUGAAGUCAUGAAAGACGGCUACUGCACCUUGUGCACAGGGAAGUGUCAUCACAGGAAACACAUCAGAGAAAACAAGAAAUACGUCAUCAAAACUUUGAACGUUGCAAUGGAUUUUGAUGAAUUAAAAAAAGAAUAUUAAAAAAAGGUAAAACAAAGAGGUUUAUGGUUAUAAUGGAUGAUCAUGAGAAAGGUCAGUAGGCGAUUGAGGACCAAAAGUCAGUUCUUCUGUUCAAUGCUUACAGGAUCAUCAAGCGUUUGUCUCAGAUCACAUUAAAACCAGACUCUGAAGACUCAGUCUUCAGCAUCUGGACUCCUUCAUCCCCAGAGUGAGGGAGGCUGGGAAAGAAGAGCUGGAGGAAACGAGGGAAAACGCUAAAGAUGACGAAGAAAAUAAAGAUGCUCUUAUCUUAAAGCUGGUCUGACAAAACUUUUCCUUUGUAGGAAAUGAACAAAUGCAGAGAGGACAAGAGAUGAAUCAAUGAAAAAGAAGGAGACUGUGUGGGAUUACAAAUUUAUUUAAAUGUUUAAUUUAGAUCCCUAUGUAAUAGUGUACAAACUGAAGAAGUUAUAUACAUUGUAUUUAGCAUUUAUGGUGAAGAUGAUGACAUCAGAUGAACGAUUCAAGAGGUCCCUGCCAGUUCCUGUUCUCUUAUUGUAAGUGAAAUGAGCCAGACGACGGAGACUCUUGCCUUUUGUUUGUAAUUGCUCUUGCUGCCCCUGCCCCCGUCUUUGGGCAGUUAGGCUGAUUAGAUUAGGAGUCGUUAAAUGGGGCAGUAUGCUAUACCUGAAUACUUCAUUUGCAUGUCUUAAGGUUGUCACCCAGGUGCUUGGGUUCCAUUCCUAAGCACUGCCCCCUAAAUGUAUAUAAACUACAAUGUAUCACUGCUUUAAGUUAGAUUUUCGAUGACUACAGCUACCGACAGCUUGUGUUCUCAAUAAAAGAAUCCUGCUGAAGAUACAACCCGAAGUCUCCUGGUCUUCACUUCUGAGUUGCCUAAACUUUAGAAGACAUAGGUUUACAACAGAUGGUGCCGUGACCCGGAUAGAGUUCCAGCUUCCUCACCUGAAUCCAGUUUGAAAACUUCAAGCUCAAACAAAGAUCUGCUUCCAGACUGCAUCUUUUGGAAUCCAGCGAAAACUUCAAGCUGAACAAAGAUUUCCAGACUGAAUUUUUCUCUCAACCAAGGUUGUGGUGAGUGCUGUCUCUAAUCCAAAAGAACCUUUAAGACCAGUACAAAUUUGUUUAUCCUCUGCGCCGACAGAGAAGAGUUAACAGACAGCUGUAGGGUUUGGUUAACUAAGUUUUCCUCUAAAAAAAUGAACUUUUAGAGAUGAAGUUACCCUCUGUCCAGGCAGGGAAGUUUAGCAUCAAGUGCUAAUAUUGUUUUAUCCUCUGUUCUGUGUAGGCAGGGAAGAUUGGCAUUUACGUGCUAGUUAUUUUGGUUUAUCCUCUUUUCACAGAGAAGGUUAGCAUUUCAGGCUAAUAAUUUUGGUUUAUCCUCUGUCCUUGUAGACAGGGAAGUUAAGUGUGACGUGUUGGUAAUUUGGAAAGUUAACAAUAGUUAAGCUGUGUUAACAAAUGUACCCUCUGUUGAUCAGAGAAGUUUUAGUGUUUUUGUUUGUGUGGUACAGAAGAAACGUACAAAAUGGUUAGAAGGAAUGCUAGGCUGAUUCAAACAACAGAAAAGGAUGGUCUUGCGACUCCAUUGUGGUCAGAUAGUGAAUUCAAAAC
Messenger RNA from Onychostoma macrolepis, 3936 nucleotides. Its product is annotated as butyrophilin subfamily 2 member A2-like. The transcript is spliced from 9 exons. Lineage: Eukaryota; Metazoa; Chordata; Actinopteri; Cypriniformes; Cyprinidae. The record is from RefSeq and is a predicted model, not a curated record. Gene Ontology annotation, molecular function: protein binding. Bases 277 to 1527 code for a protein of 416 amino acids.